Messenger RNA from Microthlaspi erraticum, 561 nucleotides. Lineage: Eukaryota; Viridiplantae; Streptophyta; Magnoliopsida; Brassicales; Brassicaceae. The record is from the annotation of a GenBank genome assembly.
AUGGGUGACAUCAUCGGUCACAAAGAUAGGCAAACAUGGUCACCUUCUCAUGUUCUCCAAGAUCCUCUGUUUGAUCAUUCCAACAAACAUCAGUUGCAGAAAUCUAUCAAGAACCACCGCCACCACCACCAGCCCGGCAGCGGUGGAUUCCGUCAUCCCGGUGCACCUCCUCUCAGAGAAAAUUUUGCUUUGAACUAUAAUACAAGACAAAACCAUCAAAACAAUUGGCAAAGGAAUAAAGGAGAGGACCGAAUGCAAGCAUUUUUCUUGGUUUCACCGGGCCGUACAACUGCCGGCACCGGAGUAUUUCUUCCGGCCACCGCUUCUCAUCCGCCAACCAAAAAACCAGCUUGCUCGCCGGUGCUUCUCCCGGCUCGUGUUGUUCAAGCGCUCAAUCUCAACGUUCACAACAACGGUAUCCAUAUUUCUCCCCGUUCAGAAAUUCGAGAAAAUGAUUCGAAGAUGAAGAAAAGCGAAAUGGUGGAAACACCUUUGAACAUUGAAGUCGAGACCCCGAUUGAUUCGCCGGAGAAACUUCUACCGGAAGAAUGGAUAUAUUAA